Molecule: messenger RNA, 1686 nt
Organism: Nerophis lumbriciformis (worm pipefish)
Lineage: Eukaryota; Metazoa; Chordata; Actinopteri; Syngnathiformes; Syngnathidae
Source: RefSeq, a predicted model, not a curated record
CCAGCAGCUGAUCGGUAAUCCAGAAGAAGUAUCCCCUCAGUUAGGGGGGAGCUCCACUUUGAAGCAGGAGACUCCACAACCACCCUGCAUUAAAAAGGAAGAGGAGGAACUCUGCAUCACUCAGGAGGGAGAGUGUCUUCUAGGACGAGAGGAAGCUGAUUACACCAAGUUUCCACUGAGUAUUCUCUCUGUGAAGACUGAAGAUGAUGAAGAGAAACCACAAGCAGACAACCUCUUAGCUCCACUAUCAGAUAGUGAGGCUGAAGACGAGGUUGAAGAACCUUUGAGCAGCGAUAAAGACUGUGAAGGUGAUAUGAGGACUCACACUGACAACAAACACUCUGAAUGCUCUACAAAGAAGAGAGGUAAAACAUGUUUGAGCUGCUCAGUUUGUCCUGAAAGUUUUACUAAAAAGAGCCAAUUGACUCGGCACAUGAGAACACACACAGGAGAAAAACCAUUUAAGUGUUCAGUUUGUAGCAAAGGUUUUUCUCAAAAUAGCAUUUUGACUCGACACAUGAGAACACACACAGGUGAAAAACCAUUUAAGUGUUCAGUUUGUGGCAACAUUUUUUCUCAAAAUAGCAAUUUGACUAAACACAUGACAACACACACAGGCGAAAAACCAUUUAAAUGUUCAGUUUGUGGCAAAAGCUUUUCUCAAAAUAGCCGUUUGACUGGACACAUGAGAACACACACAGGAGAAAAAACAUUUAACUGUUCAGUUUGUGGCAAAAUAUUUUCUGUUAAGAAUAAUUUGAUUAAACACAUGAGAAGACACAUAGGAGAAAAAACAUUUAGUUGUUCAGUUUGUGGCAAAAGCUUUUCUCGAAAUGGCUUGUUGACUCAACACACGAGAACACACACGGGUGAAAAACCAUUUAAUUGUUCAGUUUGUGGCAAAAACUUUCCUCAAAAUAGCCAUUUGACUCGACACAUGAGAACACACACCGGUGAAAAACCAUUUAGUUGUUCAGUUUGUGGCGAUAGCUUUUCUCAAAAUACCGCUUUGACUCACCACAUGAGAACACACACAGGUGAAAAACCAUUUAACUGUUCGAUUUGUGGUAAAAAUUAUUCUUUACAGAGCACUUUGACUCAACACAUGAGAACACACACAGGUGAAAAACCAUUCAAUUGUUCAGUUUGUGGCGAAAGCUUUUCUCACAAAUACUCUUUGAGUCACCACAUCAGAACACACACAGGUGAAAAACCAUUUAAUUGUUCAGUUUGUGGCAAAAGCUUUUCUUUUAAGAGAUAUUUGACUAAACACAUGAGAACACACACAGGUUAAAAAAAUCAUUAAGUUGUUCAGUUUGCUGCCUAAGCUUUUCUCAAAAUAGUUUGUUGACUAAACACAUGAGAACACACACAGGUGAAAAACCAUUUAAUUGUUCAGUUUGUGGGGAAAGCUUUUUUCGCAAUAACUCUUUGACUCCCCACAUGAGAACACGUGGUGUGUUCAGUUUGUGGCACAAAAUUUUCUGUUAAGAGAAAUUUUACUGAACACAUGAGAACACACACAGGUGAAAAACCAUUUAGUUGUUCAGUGUGCUGUAAAAGGUUCACACAUAAUUCAGACGCAGUAAAACACACAAGAACACACACGGGAAAAUAACCAAUUAGUUGUUUAGUUUGUGGUAUGUUGCUCAUAUGUGGUGACAUCCACCCUACCCAGGACCUCCU